Messenger RNA from Trametes versicolor FP-101664 SS1, 1182 nucleotides. RefSeq lists its product as uncharacterized. The annotation marks the transcript as partial. The transcript is spliced from 2 exons. The record is from RefSeq and is a predicted model, not a curated record. Lineage: Eukaryota; Fungi; Basidiomycota; Agaricomycetes; Polyporales; Polyporaceae.
AAGCCACGUUCGCGGCCAGUUUCGCGGCCCGCGUCGCCUGGCCCGCAGACCCGCGAACGCUCCGCGGACGCGCGUCCGGGCCCAUUGCGAUCUUCAGCAGCCUUCGCGCCUCCAAAGCCUAACACUGCUGUGCCGCCUUCUCGGCCGGUCCCUCCGCAUCUCGAACCUGCACUGCGAUUCCGCGAAACGGUAGCGGCCGGGGACCGCGAACGGUCCGUACACGACGCCACUAUCCGCACCACAGAGAACCAGGUGCCCGAGCAGCCGCGACCGCAGGAGCGCCCAGGGACCCCGUACCGCGCACCGGCGGAUCAAGGUGUGCCACUGCUACCGGAGCACCCCUUCGCGAAAGCGCGCGAUGCGACUUACGCGCCUCCGAAUGUGCGCGCCUUUGGAGCGCCACCUGCGAAACCGAAGGAACAAGAGCGCAACGACUCCCGUGAUCACGUCUCGACGGAGGAGCUGCUCUCGCUGGCACCGGAGGUCCGCGCGAAGUUCCGCGAAGCGGUCACCCCACGACGAGUCCCACCCACAGGGCAGCGAACUGUCGCGUUCGCCAGCGUUGGAGGGGCUCAGGGAGCGGCCGAAACGGAGCAGGAGGAACUCUCGUGUUUUGGGACGCCGUUAGAGCCUGGUGGCUUCGUUCUCCCCGACCUUUAUGACGUCUACCUCCGCGAUGUAGCGCCAUCUGGAGAGAGUCCCCCGCUGAAGAACGCGAAGGAGUCGCACGUGUUACGGUCGAUUGUCGGCCUCGUCGAUACCAAGGAGUACGUGGAAGCAAUCGUCGACCCUGGCUGUAUGAUCGUCGCGAUGUCAGAGCACGUGUGUCACCACCUCGGACUAUCGUACGACCCCACCAUACGGCUGAACAUGCAGUCCGCGAACGGGGAGGUCGAGAAAUCGCUCGAACUGGUGCGGAACAUGCCGUUCAAGGUCUCGACAAUUGUCCUUUACCUGCAGGUCCACGUCGUUCGCAAUGCGGCAUACGACAUGCUGCUUGGAAGGCCCUUCGACGUUCUAACCAAGAGCGUCAUCAAGAACUUUGACAACGAAGACCAGACCAUCACUAUCGAAUGCCCCAACACCGGACAAAUUGCGACGAUCCCCACCAUUCCGCGGGGACGUGCUCGUUUUCGAGCCCGUCCUAACCCCGAGCCUGUCCGACCCGAGCCUACCAUUUGA